CGCCCCUGCAUGCCAUAAAAGAAAAGAACCCACUCUUCAAAACCAUAGGAGAGUCGCAUUCUCAGAACUGAGACUGACUUUUUGGUCUUUGCCGGUGACUUGGCUGCACUUGUUCAACAAGGUAGAUGGCGAUCACGCGUCCUUUUUGGAGCGUGUGUGUGUGUGUAGCCCUCAAAAAUCAUUGGGAGCCUGUCGACAUCUGUUUACUUUUCCAGGGGGCAAUAGACACUUUGGAAGGCAUCGCCCAACGAAAACAUUUUCCAAGGUGUCGUCAUAGGACUUGGGGCGCCAAAGUCGCGUACUUGCUGAGUAUGACUUUAACUCUCAAUUUGGCCCCGCGGUAGCUAGGACAAGUGACCGGCCAUUCCGCAGUCGCGCAUUGGCUUUGCGCUUGGAACUUUGAGCUUCGAGCUUCCUUUACUUUUUGACUUGGAGGAUUUGAUAGCUGAACCCUGACGCACGACGCAUGGUACUUCGAUUUACUUCGCUUAGGCAAGUUUUUACUUAGGAAUCUUCAGGGCCGGUCGAACUUUAUCCCGAGCGUGUCUCUCCAUCCUUGAGAGCCCUCCGUGGCCCAGCCGAGCUGGGGGUGAUCGUUGCGAGCAAGCAACAGUCCGUGCGGACAGCAGGAGCCCUCGAUGGCGAACGUGAAUGAUAAGACUUGACGACUUGGUUUUGACUGGAGCAGGCCUCUGAGCCAGCAGGAGCCCGUAGCGGACAGAAGUGGCCAGCGUUUACCAAGGCAGCGCAGGAUGGCAACGGUUGUCCAGUGGACGGUCGAAGACGUGGCCUCAUGGUUGGAGCAAUGUUUGCUAUUGCCAUAUGGUGAAGAAUUCUUGCAGGCUGGUAUAGAUGGCGUGCAGCUGGUUCAUUUGACGCGUCAGGGCCUGCUGGGCUUGGGCGUUGACAAGGAAGAGCACAUCAAAUGUUUGUUGGAUCAUGUUUCGGUACUUCGAAUCCAGUGGGAAAGAAGUCUGCGCGCUGCCUGUCAGGGCCAACCGACAGACAUGCCAUCGGGCUUCGAUGCUUCAUGGAGGAGCGAGUCAGCUGAUGGACAGUGUACAAGAACAAAGCAUCGUGCAAGAAUGGUUUGGCCACGUGUGGGGUCUCCAAUUCUGCAUGCGACCUUCCGAGGUUCAAGGCAAAAUGAUGAAGAAUGUCAAAAGGAGUUGCACGACGCCGCCUGCAAGGUGCGCGAGCCCUGCCGCCAGCCAGAAGUGGGAAAGGACGAAGCACAGGACUGUCAACAAGGU
This is a messenger RNA of Durusdinium trenchii, 1253 nucleotides long. NCBI's taxonomy places the organism in Eukaryota, Dinophyceae, Suessiales, Symbiodiniaceae. The record is from the annotation of a GenBank genome assembly.